Messenger RNA from Gaeumannomyces tritici R3-111a-1, 715 nucleotides. RefSeq lists its product as hypothetical. The record is from RefSeq and is a predicted model, not a curated record. The transcript has a single exon. NCBI's taxonomy places the organism in Eukaryota, Fungi, Ascomycota, Sordariomycetes, Magnaporthales, Magnaporthaceae. Bases 116 to 715 code for a protein of 199 amino acids.
CUGGAGUAGAUGGCAGUCGAUGGAGUGUGGUGGAUGUGGUUGUAGAUGGAUGUGAGAGUAGAUGAUGUGAGAGUAGAGGAUGAUAUAGAUGAGGAUGUAGAUGAGAUGAUGGUUGAUGGAAUGGGAUGAUGAUGGAGGCUUUCUUCUGGUCGAGAUGGAUGCUGCCAGAUGCCCUCUCUCUUAUACCAAAGUCAAGUCUAGUCUUGAUCACGGCGAGCACCAUUUCUGUCCAUACGCAGCCAUACACAGACUGCGUUUUGCCCAAAGCAGGCACACCACCAUGGUGGACUUGGACGGCUGGCUAUUCAUGCGCUGCUAUUUCGGGUGGGGGGUUCGGACGGCCAAGCCAGGCACAGGGGGUCACAAUUGCUACGUGGGGUUUGGCAGUCCCCGGAUUCGUCCCGAAACGAAACAUCCGGCCCGCCCGCGCCUUGCGGAAUGUCUUUUGGACGCGCAGGGCCGCGCCCACGACUUGGAUGCUUCCGCCCUGCUCGGCCUCGUACUACCCGUCUCCCUCAACAGUAUAGAUGGAGGACGAAGAGGAAGCCGAGCUCCUGGCCAAGUCGGCACGAGCAGCAAACCAAGGCCGCCCUCAAAUCAUGACUCGAGACGACAUGCAGAAUCUCGCAACGUCGAGACGGCCGCCAUCGUGACAGCCGACAACCAGAGGGCUCCCCCACGGCGGCCGGUCGGGACGCGUCUGGCAGUGCGGUAG